This is a messenger RNA of Closterium sp. Naga37s-1, 1293 nucleotides long. Lineage: Eukaryota; Viridiplantae; Streptophyta; Zygnematophyceae; Desmidiales; Closteriaceae. The record is from the annotation of a GenBank genome assembly.
AUGGCUGAGCCGGAACGGGUCUGCCUUCCCACGCGGUCCACCCGCGGAAAACGCGUGUCGGAGCUGGUGGGAGAGGACCUAGACGCGGAUGAGGAGUUUUGGAAUCAAAAGGCGUUUCAGGAGGAGGCAGAGGAUGUGGAGUUUGCAAUGGAGGGCGAGGUGGAGGAGGACGUUUUCGACAGCGACUUUGAUGAUGACGAACCGGACAAUGAGGAGGAGGAAGCUGGCACAGAAGUGAAAGAGAGACCCACCAAGCGCCGUCUCAUGCCCCCAGGCACAAAAAAGAAGCCAAAAAAACCCACGAAGACAGGAAAGAAGGGCGCGGGAGGAAAGAAACUUCCAACAGAGAAGGGGAAAACGGGGUGUACGGUUGGCGAGGAGGCGACGGGUGAUGGGGCGGAGGGGGAGAAGGGGAAGAGUAAAGCUGGGAAGAAGAGUGGCUUAGGAAAGAGUAGGCAGAGGCGUGAGCUGGCUCUGCUGGGAGUGGGGCGAGGGAAACGGGAAGCGGAGGAGGUAGGUGGGGGAGAGGAGAGAGAGUGGGGAGAGGCAGGAGAGGAGGUAGAAGAGCUAAUUGGUGAUGCCACAGUAGAUUUGACAGAAGAGAAUUGGGGAGCGGGAGGAGGGAGAGAGGGAGGCGGGAGGGAGGGAGGAGGGAGGGAGGGAGGAAGGGUGGAGAGGAGGAAAUCUAGGAGGACAGCGGUGGUGGUGAGGGACAUGGAGAGGCAGAUGCUGAGGGCUGCGAGGGAGGGGGUGCCCAAGGCGGUGAGGAAGAGGAAGGAGGGCGAGCGGCGGUGGACACAGGAGGAGAUGCUGCUGGAAGCAGCGCAGACAGAGAUUCUGAACCGGGAGGCCCUUGCAGUGAUGCUGGCAAGGGAGGAGGAGGUGAAGCGGAAGGCCGUAGUGGAGAAGGCAAUCUUUGGCGGGCCGCAGAUCCGAUUCCACUCCAAGGACGGGAAGAACACCCUUGAGUUCACCAAGGUUGUAGCUGUUCCUCCAGAGAUAAACGCAAAGGCACCUUCCUACCCUGCCAAGCCCACAUGUGUGAUCACAGGUCUACCAGCAAAGUACCGAGACCCGCUCACAGGCCAGCCGUACGCCACUAUCGAGGCCUUCAAGGUCAUCCGGCAAAUGUGGCAGGAGGAGCAAGCUACAAAGAAGAGGCUGCGGAAAGCGGCAAAGGCGGAGGCGAGAAAGAGGUCAGAGGCAGGCAUGGGAGGGAAGGCAGCAUCCCAGGAGGGACAUGGGCGUUACCGCAAGAGCAGAGUGAUAGAGUCAUUCCUGAACAAUCUAUAG